AUGGAUUUAAGGUUGAGAGAUUUCAUAAGAAUGAACCCUCCUAUGUUCUUUGAUUCAAAAGUGGGUGAAGACCCUCAAGAGUUUUUGGCAGAGGUCUACAAGAUAAUUGAUGCUAUGGGGGUGACUUUUAUAGAGAAAGCGGAGCUAGCUGCUUACCAAUUUAAGGAUGUCGCCGAAGUGUGGUAUACUCAAUGGAAGAAUAAUAGGCCGGUAGAAGCGGGUCACAUAGAUUGGGAGGUGUUCAAGAAAGCAUUCCUUGAUAGGUUCUUUCACCAAGAUAAGAGGGAAGCAAAGGUGGAGGAAUUUAUCAACCUUCGACAAGGAGGUAUGACUGUUCAAGAAUAUUUUCUAAAAUUCACUAAGUUGUCCAAGUAUGCUCCGUCUUUGAUGUCGAAUCCGAGGGAUGAGAUGUGUCAGUUUGUGAUAGUUGAUGAGUCAAGGCUUAGGAAGAAGAAUCGAGAGGUGAAGAGGGCAAGGUCCUAUGAGGGGAAUUCUUCCAAGGGUAAAUUUGAGGGUCAAGGUAGAGCAAGUUUCAAGAGAAGGUUUUCCAAUAAAGGAUUUUCUAGUGCUCUAAGGGACAACAAAGAUAGGGCGUCUAACCCUAAGACUCAAGGAGGCAAUAGUGGUGGAUCUUCUAUGGUAAGGCCUACUUGUGCCAAGUUUGGCAAGAAACAUGAUGAUAAGUGCCUUGUUAGCACGGAAGGUUGCUAUAGUUGUAGGAAUAGUGGUCAUUUGAUGAGAGAUUGUCUCAUGCUUAAAGUUCAAGGAAGAGAGGGAAAGAAAGUUCCUCCUAGUUGUUAA
Messenger RNA from Solanum verrucosum, 801 nucleotides. RefSeq lists its product as uncharacterized. Gene Ontology annotation, molecular function: zinc ion binding; nucleic acid binding. The record is from RefSeq and is a predicted model, not a curated record. Bases 1 to 801 code for a protein of 266 amino acids. Lineage: Eukaryota; Viridiplantae; Streptophyta; Magnoliopsida; Solanales; Solanaceae. The transcript is spliced from 2 exons.